This is a messenger RNA of Lycium ferocissimum, 558 nucleotides long. Its product is annotated as thebaine 6-O-demethylase-like. NCBI's taxonomy places the organism in Eukaryota, Viridiplantae, Streptophyta, Magnoliopsida, Solanales, Solanaceae. The transcript is spliced from 2 exons. The record is from RefSeq and is a predicted model, not a curated record. The coding region runs from base 58 to 558 and encodes 166 amino acids.
CACUUACUCUCUAAAACAAGUUCUCUUAGAGGAAGCUGGAAAAGGGAAAACCCAUCGAUGGAAGAAGCAAGCUCGAGAAAGCUUGGUGGCUCUUUGAAAGUUCCUGUAGUUCAAGAGCUGGCAAAGCAGCAACUAGCAGCCGUUCCGCCGCGAUAUAUUCGCGAUGAUAUGGAGGAGCCUAUGUUCACAUCCAUAUUGCCUCAAGUUCCAGUUAUUGACAUGGAAAAACUGCUGGCAAUUGGAGAUGAUAAUUCAGAGCUUGAGAGGCUUCAUUUUGCUUGCAAAGAAUGGGGAUUUUUCCAGUUGGUGAAUCAUGGAGUGAAUUCAUCAUUGGUGGAGAAAGUGAAGUCAGAAAUCGGAGAAUUUUUUGAGCUACCAAUGGAAGAGAAGAAGAAGUUUGAGCAAGAAGAAGGAGAUCAUGAAGGAUAUGGGCAAGCCUUUGUGCAAUCUGAAGAACAAAAGUUAGACUGGGCAGACAUGUUUUACAUGAUCACUCAUCACUCUCCCUGCCAAUUUGAGAAAACCUCACUUAUUUCCAAACCUCCCUCUCUCACUUAG